AUGGAGGACAUUCCUGUGCAUGGUUGGGCCAUUGAAUGCCGAGUCUAUGCAGAAGACCCCUAUAGGGCUUUUGGCCUACCCUCAAUCGGUCGUCUCUCUAGCUACGUGGAGCCAACACACAUACCUGGAGUCCGCUGUGAUAGCGGUAUACAAGAAGGCUCUGAAAUCUCCAUCUACUAUGAUCCAAUGAUUUGCAAGCUGAUCACGUAUGCACCAACACGGGACCUAGCCCUUGGCAUCAUGGCCCGUGCACUCGACGCAUAUGUGAUCCGUGGCGUGACACACAAUAUCCCCCUUUUGCGCGACAUCAUCACCAAUGAUAAAUUUGUCAGUGGUGACAUCACAACCAACUUCCUGCCUGAAACAUAUCCAGAUGGAUUCCAAGGUAUGUUGCGAGAGCUUCUGCACUCUAUGGUAAUAAGAUCUCCAUUGCUUUUAGAGUGGUAA
Molecule: messenger RNA, 447 nt
Organism: Protopolystoma xenopodis
Lineage: Eukaryota; Metazoa; Platyhelminthes; Monogenea; Polystomatidea; Polystomatidae
Source: the annotation of a GenBank genome assembly